Molecule: messenger RNA, 1239 nt
Organism: Leptosia nina
Lineage: Eukaryota; Metazoa; Arthropoda; Insecta; Lepidoptera; Pieridae
Source: the annotation of a GenBank genome assembly
AUGGAACCUCUUCACGUAGAAGUUGUCAAACAAAAACGAAGCACAGCUAGUAAGGAUUACAUUAUAGAUGUAGUCCAUAAUUUUUUAAGUAAUCUUAAUUCUAUAAAACCUGGUGUUAUUCUACACAAACACGACUUAGAAGCUUACGAAUUAAAGGAUCACAUUCAGUCAAUCGCUUUUGGUAAUGUUGAACAUGAAGUCAUUCCAACUGAUUGCGAUUUUAUCUACCAUGUAUAUACAUUGGAUUCCUUUGGAUGCGAGACGGACACCAUGACAGAUAAUGCUUCUGGAGAAGAUAUUGCUGCUACUGAAGUCUGGGCACUGCCAGCGGAUGAGUUUCAUGGACUUUGGGAAAGUCUUGUGUAUGAUUCAAAGUUAAAAGAAGACUCUCUGCGGUUUAUUCAAACAGCAUUCGAGUUUUCCGACCGAGGUGUGGAUCCUAACUUAAUUGGCUGUAAUCGCGUUGUUCUUCUACAUGGACCUCCUGGUACAGGUAAAACGAGCCUCUGUCGUGCACUGGCUCAAAAGCUUGCCAUUCGCUUAAGUGAUAGAUUUCCCAGAGCCCGCCUUCUUGAGAUAAAUAGCCAUGGCUUAUUUUCAAAGUGGUUUUCAGAAAGUGGUAAACUGGUUGCUAAGGUAUUUGAUCGAAUAAGAGAGAUUGCAGAAGAUAAAAAGUUACUUGCAUGUGUGCUUAUCGAUGAGGUAGAGUCACUAGCACAUGCUCGUCAGGCUGCUAUGGCUGGUCUAGAGCCGUCUGAUUCAAUACGAGCUGUAAAUGCAAUUCUCACUCAACUAGAUAGACUUAAACGACAGCCAAACGUCUUAGUACUUACUACAUCUAAUGUCACAGGAGCAAUUGACAUUGCAUUUGUAGAUAGAGCUGAUAUUAAAUGCUUGGUAGGACCACCAUCAGCGCAUGCAGCCUAUGAGAUCCUUCGAGGAUGUUGUGAAGAAUUGAUGCUAAGAGAAGUUAUAAUACCUAGGGAAAUAUUGUGUUCACUACAAGUGCUGGAGACAGUUAAUUUUUCGGACACAGAUGGGUCUCGCACGUCCUUACGCUUACGAGAGGUGGCAUGCGCAGCAGCGGCAGCUGAAGUAUCAGCGCGUGCCCUCCGCCGUCUUCCUUUCCUUGCCCGCGCUCUUUAUACUAGGACCGAAUCUAAUUUGACGAACUUCAUUGAUGCUUUAAAUAAAGCUUUAGUAAAGUACCUUAAGGAUACAAGUGAUUUAAUACAUUAG